This is a messenger RNA of Piliocolobus tephrosceles (Ugandan red Colobus), 1128 nucleotides long. Its product is annotated as olfactory receptor 6K3-like. The record is from RefSeq and is a predicted model, not a curated record. Lineage: Eukaryota; Metazoa; Chordata; Mammalia; Primates; Cercopithecidae. Gene Ontology annotation, molecular function: olfactory receptor activity; G protein-coupled receptor activity. Gene Ontology annotation, cellular component: membrane. Gene Ontology annotation, biological process: G protein-coupled receptor signaling pathway.
AUGGUGAGGAUCAACCAAACUACUACAGUAACGGAGUUUCUCUUCUCUGGAUUCCCACAGUUUGAAGAUGGUAGACUCCUCUUCUUCAUUCUGUUGUUUGUUAUCUACAUAUUCAUUGUCAUUGGGACUUAUUUUUUUUUUGCAGUCAAGGUGGAUACCCGUCUCCACAACCCCAUGUAUAAUUUUAUCAGCAUUUUCUCAUUUCUGGAGAUCUGGUACACAACUGCCACAAUUCCCAAGAUGCUCUCUAACCUCAUCAGUAGGCAGAGGAUCAUCUCCAUGAUUGGCUGCCUCUUGCAGAUGUACUUCUUCCAUUCACUGGGAAAUUCAGAGGGGAUUUUGUUGACCACCAUGGCCAUUGACAGGUACAUUGCCAUCUGUAACCCUCUCCACUACCCAAUCAUCAUGACCCCCAGGCUCUGUGCUCAGCUCUCUGCAGGGUCCUACAUCUUUGGCUUUCUUGUGUUGGUCCCAGAGAUUGCAUGGAUUUCCACACUGCCCUUCUGUGGACCCAACGAAAUCCACCAGAUCUUCUGUGAUUUUGAACCUGUGCUGCGCUUGGCCUGUACAGAUACGUCCAUGAUUCUGAUUGAGGAUGUGAUCCAUGCUGUGGCCAUCAUAUUCUCUGUCCUGGUUAUUGCCCUUUCUUAUAUCACAGUCAUCACUGUGAUCCUGAGGAUUCCCACUGUUGAAGGCCGCCAGAAGGCCUUUUCUACGUGUGCAGCCCAUCUUGGUGUCUUUCUGAUGUUCUAUGGCAGUGUGUCCCUCAUGUACCUGCGUUUCUCUGCCACUUUCCCACCAAUUUUGGACACAGCUAUUGCACUGAUGUUUGCAGUUCUUGCUCCCUUUUUCAACCCUACCAUCUAUAGUUUUAGAAAUGAGGACAUGAAGAUUGCAAUUAAAAAGCUUUUCUGCCCUCAGAAGAUGGUUAAUUUAUCUUCAGAUCAGUGCUAGCUCAUAGGCACCUUUCACUGUGGAUGCUACUGUAACCCAAUAAACCGUAUAAUUAACAUAUAAUUCAUCCAUUGUUACACUGAUAUUUUGUGUCUCUUUAUCCCUGUUCUUUCCAUGUACAUGUAUAUCCUGCUUUCACAUGUCAAAUUAAGAUAGCAUGGACUACCUGUCUAG